Molecule: messenger RNA, 1842 nt
Organism: Oldenlandia corymbosa var. corymbosa
Lineage: Eukaryota; Viridiplantae; Streptophyta; Magnoliopsida; Gentianales; Rubiaceae
Source: the annotation of a GenBank genome assembly
GCAAGGACGGCCAUUUAUGCAACAUAAUCAAACAUGUUCAUGUUCAACAGAUGUAACAACUGGAUGUAUGCAUUCUACGUAGAUUAUGGGUUUCUGGGUUUACAAGUGCUAGCUGCAAUCAGCAGUUACUUUCUUCUAAAAUUGCUGUGGGUACAGAGGAGAUAUGGUUUGCCUCCAGGUCCAAACGGGCUUCCGAUUCUGGGAAAUUUACAUUGUUUAGGCAAGAAUCUUCACCAAGAUUUGUGCAAAUUGUCCAAAAAGUAUGGUCCGAUUAUGUAUUUGCGUAUUGGAUAUGUUCCAACUGUUGUAGUUUCAUCCCCUGCUGCAGCUGAGAAGUUCCUCAAGACUCAUGAUCAUGUUUUCGCGAAUCGGCCGUAUCAUCAGGGCUCUUGGUAUCUUUGUUAUCACCAGAGGAACUUGACUUUUAGCAAGGACAAUCUGUAUUGGCGUAACAUGCGUCAAAUCUGCAGUUCGAACCUGUUUAGUAAUCGAAGAGUUGCUUCGUUUGAGUCCAUGAGAAGGGAAGAAGUCAGAUUAAUGAUCGAAUCGCUUAAAAGGGCUGCUUCUAAUGGUGUCUCAGUUGAUCUUAGCUCUGAGAUAAGGUCUUUGAGCGCAAAUAUGAGUUGUUUGAUGAUUUUUGGGAAGAAGUAUUUGGACAAGGAUUUUGAAGAUAGAAGAUUUGGUGAUGUGAUUAGAGAAGCUCUGCAUAUUUCAGGACAUCCUAACUUUGGCGAUUACUUUCCCCUGCUUCGGAUUUUUGACAUUCAAAGGCUUACUCGCCGGUUUAAGGAAAUCGCCAAGAAUUACGACGAUCUUAUCGAGAAGAUCAUUGUUGAUCAUCUUGAUCAUUCCCAAGAACACCAGGAAACCAAAGAAGACUUUGUUGAUAUCUUGAUGGAUAGCAUGGAAUCUGAAGAAUUCGAAUUUGAAUUUGAUCGUCGCCAUUUGAAAGCUGUUCUAUUGGACAUGCUCACUGCAUCGAUGGAUUCAACGACGGCGACGAUUGAAUGGACAAUUUCAGAGUUGCUCAGGCAUCCUGGAAUCAUGUGGAAGCUCCAAAAAGAAAUAGAACAAAGAGUUGGGAUGGAUAGAUUUGUGGAGGAAUCAGACCUCGAAGGCCUAACUUAUUUGGAUAUGGUUAUGAAAGAAUCCAUGAGACUCCAUCCUGCCUCAGCAUUAACGCUGCCUCAUGUAUCUACAGAGGACUGCAUUGUGGAUGGACAUCAUAUCGAGAAAAACACACAACUCCUCGCAAACAUAUGGGCGAUUGGGCGUGAUCCUAGUGUCUGGCCUGAUCCCGAGUCUUUCCUUCCUGAAAGAUUCACUGGGACUAAUGUGGAUCUUCUUGGAAAUGAUUUCAAACUUAUACCAUUUGGUUCAGGAAGGAGAAGCUGUCCCGGUUUGGAAUUGGCGGUUACAGUGGUUCGCUUCAUCGUAGCACAAUUGGUGCAUUGCUUUGAUUGGGAACUUUCUGAUAACAUUGAACCAAGUGAUCUGGAUAUGUCAGAGAGUUUUGGUACAGUAACAUCAAGAGCCAAGCCUUUAGAGGUGAUUCCCACUUAUCGUUUGCAUAACUAAUCCACAUUGUGGUGUUGUUUUUUCUAUUUUGAGUUCAGAAGAUUGAAAUCUCAAUCACAACCAUUCCAGAGUUCAUAGAUGUUAGCAACAAGGAAUUCUAAUCCUUUCUUUUGCUGCAUUUUAGCACUUCCAAGCAAAACUCUUUAGAUUAUCUUCCUGUGAAUCUAACAAUGAAUUUAAUCAUUGAAAAUUCGAAGUUACAUAAGAAGCAGGGCUCUUUGGUUAAUCCAGGGAUCACCAUGAUAUAACUUUGUUCUACCAAGC